Messenger RNA from Paraphaeosphaeria sporulosa, 2199 nucleotides. RefSeq names its product P-loop containing nucleoside triphosphate hydrolase protein. The transcript is spliced from 3 exons. Gene Ontology annotation, biological process: protein import into peroxisome matrix. The record is from RefSeq and is a predicted model, not a curated record. Gene Ontology annotation, cellular component: peroxisomal membrane; cytosol. Gene Ontology annotation, molecular function: ATP binding; ATP hydrolysis activity. The coding region runs from base 481 to 2115 and encodes 544 amino acids. NCBI's taxonomy places the organism in Eukaryota, Fungi, Ascomycota, Dothideomycetes, Pleosporales, Didymosphaeriaceae.
GGCGCAAAUGCAUCCAAUCUCCAUGGGUUGCUGGGAGAACGAGCCUGCAAGGGUUUGGUCUCGUGAGAGGCCACCGUAUUCGUGAGAAUCGGGAAGGUACGACGCCUCCGAUAUUGCGUUCUCCGCAAUAGUUGCCCCGUACCACCCGCCCCGAGAGUACGCUCUCACAGCUCCACCGUCUGGUCUCCUUUCGAAGCGAAACCUGCAGUGGUCGUGCAGUGAUCGUGACUUGCAGCAUCUCAGCGCCCUCGUAUCUACUCCGCUCCGCAUUCUCAAGGCCUCCUCGUCCGUGUCCGAGAGUGAAACACCAGACGUCAUCGGCGCAUCUGAAGCCAUACAUCCUUCCUACAAGCCAAUCACGACCACGCGGCGUCAACACGAAACCCGCCCUAGUAAGGCUAAGCAUUGUUGCCUGACCAUACAAACGUACAUGUGAACAGUUGUUUCCAUCAAACAUCCUGCUUCUUCAAGGUACUGAAGAUGGCAUCCGCGGACGACUUCACCUUCAUCGACAAUGAUGGGUUGCAUAACCCACCACAAAUCUUUCCCGACUUCCAGCAAUUGCUGAACGGCAAAGGCUUUGACCCGGACGUGCAACUUGUCACCGCGCUGCGAGAGAAGCACCCAGAAUUGAUUGUUACGAGCGUGCCUGCCACCAACAUCAACCUCCUUCAGUUUGCCGCCGCAGGUUAUGCUCAAGCUGAGCUGGACGAAGAUACCGAGCCCGUCAUCCGAUGGAGGGGGUUUGUAGGGCCCGGUCACAGGGGUGGUUCAGGUCACCUUGCAGACGCUGUCUUCUACGGAAGAUACAACUACACCUGGAACAAUGAGCGCUUCAUAGUGUACACGGUUAUAAUAGGAUUAUCAUCCAUGCAGUAUAUUCUGAAGGAACCGCAGGGUAACGAGACCACGACGUCGCACUCGUCGGUGGUGGAUCGACUCCUGGCUACGGUGGGUGCAUGGCUGACCAAGGAAGAACCGGCCAUCUACAUCUAUGAUAGUGGCUGGAUGAGAUCCACCAAGCUUUGGGAAGAAGUAAAAAAGGCGAAGUGGGAAGACGUCAUCCUCGACCCCAAAAUGAAGAAGGCGUUGACCGAAGUCGCGAACAAGUUCUUCGAUAACGAGGAAAUCUACCGCGAGUACGGCGUCCCGUGGAAACGUGGUCUUAUUUUCCACGGCCCCGUGGGCAACGGCAAGACCAUCUCUUUGAAAGCUCUGAUGCAUACCGUCCAGGAGCGCAAAAAGCCAGUGGUCACAUUGUACGUAAAGAGCGCCCCGUACCCCUGGAACAUUAGGCAGGUCUUUCAGAUGGCGAGGUCCAUGACGCCCUGUAUGUUGGUUCUCGAAGAUAUCGAUACGAUUGUGACCAAGCAAACGAGAAGCUACUUCUUCAACGAAGUGGACGGACUGGAGAACAAUGACGGCAUGCUCAUGAUCGCGACAACGAAUCAUCUGGACGAGCUCGACCCUGGUCUAUCCAAGCGACCGUCGCGGUUUGACCGCAAAUAUCUCUUCCCUCUGCCGAGCAAGGGUGAAAGGGCUCAGUAUGCGCAAUACUGGAGACACAAGUUGAAGAACAAGAAAAGCAUAGAUUUCCCUAGCAAAUUGUGUGAUGCAGUCGCGGACAUCACCGAAGAUUUCUCCUUUGCAUACUUAAAGGAAGCUUUCGUAGCAACUCUCCUUGACUUGGCGCGCGCCCACGACGGCGACGGCGAGGACGAAGACUCGGCCAGCAAAGAAGACGACCCCCUUGACAAGUACGAAUUCUGGCGUGCCUUCAAAGCGCAAGUCAAGAUUCUCCGCCGCGAAAUGGGCAGCGAUGAAGGGAGGGGUGACGAUGAUGGUGAUGGCGACCACGUUGAUCCCCAACCCCGUAUUACUGUUGCGGGAAUUUCUGGUACUGAAUACGUGGGCAUGUCGCCCACUACCGAAUACGAGAGAAUGAUGCCCAUGUUCAGAAAGAUGAGGCUGCAGGGCAGUUCACACAAGGCAGCCUCGCCGCAGGGUGCAGCUGGCUCGCAGCCGGGGCGUCAGAGCGCGCCGUCGGCACGAAGCCCUAUUGAUGCGUUUGCCCCGCUUGCAGAAAACAGGUCGAAGAGUGUGUGGGAUUUGUGAGUGGGGCGUGUCGUUAACGCAUGCAUUUGACCCGAGGUUCAGAUAGCUGGGUAGAUAGGUAAGCGUGCUGCGCAGUGGGCGAUU